CCACAAUGUAGACCCCUUUGGGCCAGAGUUCAAGCUUUCCCCCGGCAUUUCGCGCCCUUCCGAUCAUCCAGAACACGUUGCGCCAGAUAAUUGCGAGCGUAAACAGUCAUACUCGGAGUCGGUCCGCGAAGUCUCGGUGGACCAGUCCGUUUCGCGGUCGUCCAGUGUCCCCGAGCACAUCGCUAGCCUGCCGGAAAUCCCGUAAUUGCCCCACAGGUCUGUCGCUCUCGAACAGUGGGUGCUAACAUAGCAGGUGUAUGCAGAUUCCGUUAUCAUGUCACCCUCCAGGCGCCGACCGCCAUGUUCGACCACACGCGCGAAAUCCCCAUGACCUACCUCAAUAAAUCCCAAGUGUAUUCCAUCACCGUCACCGAUUUGCGCCCGCCGGCGGCGCGCUCCCAGUCGGCCCAAUAUCGCACCAGUAUCGGAAUCUCCUUCGAAGAAGCCGCGCACCGAUCCCAUCCGGCCACCUGCUGGCAGCUCUGGCACGACGCUCGGGGCGGGAGUGACGCCCAGCGACGCAGCGGUCGCCCGUGCGCGGUGGAAUUUGUGGCGCUCAAGGGGCACGGGCGCCCGACGCAGGAUCUCGCAUGGCACCUCGAAAGCGCCUCGUUCAACCGGUUUUGCGUCGCGUGGACGACCGGCGCCGAUGCGCGCGCGUCGGAGUGUCAGAUUCUCGUUCGCUUUCACUUCCUGUCCACGGACUUCACCCAGUCCAAGGGGGUGAAGGGAGUGCCGGUGCGAUUAUGCGCCAAGACGGAAAUGGUUUCCGCGGGGGAGUCCCCUGGGGAAGUUGGUCCGGCUGAGGUUUGUUACUGCCGCGUCAAAGUCUUCCGGGAUCACGGCGCCGAACGCAAGUUGUCCAAUGAUAUCGCCCACAUCCAGAAGUCAAUUCACCGCGUGGAAAAACAGAUCGCCCGGGCGGACUACACGGGGGUUCCGGGCAAGAAGCACAAACGCCGGCACGUCCUGCAUGACCCCACGGGAUCGACGAGUCGCUCCUCCAGCGUGUCGACCCCGGGCGACCUGUACAAGGUGCUGUUCGAUCUCCAACAGCGGUUUUCCUCUCCCCUUCCGAUGAGCGUCCUUUCACUUGCGGGGAAUGAGCACGACGACCCCGACCAGUUCGCAACCACUUUGACCGUCGAAAACAAUUCUCUCACACCGCCAGAUGCAACCGACACCCGUUCUGAUGACGGUCCGACCGAUAACGGGUCGCGUGGCCAUUCUCCCUUCCAGGCGUGGCCCGGUCCCCCUUCUACGAAGGUCGCUCCCAGCGACCUGCAGCCCGGUGAGCUUUGUUCCUUGCAAUCCUUAGUCGACCGACGCGCUGACUUCCCUGCAGUGGCGUGCUUUUAUAUUAAAAUCGCGAAUGACGAGGAUCCGAACGACCAUUAUCGUGCGGCAUAUCUCAACGCGAGGACGGUCCGUGAUCUGUCAUGGCAAGUCUGCAAGCAUGCGAAGGUGGACCCCAGUUCCAUCGUUCGCGUGGUCCAUCUCAAACGGACGGGAUUAUCGAUCUUAGUCGAUGAUGAUGUCGUCCAGCAUAUCCCCGAGGGGCAAGACAUGAUUGCGAACUUCGAAGAGAUCCCCACAUCAUCCGGUGACGCUCCAGGGCGAUCUCGCUUCGAGGUUCAGUUGAGUUAUUGAAAGUCACUGAUAUAAUCGAGCCAUCACGGGAACCAUUUCUCCGUAGAAUUCUCAACCGUAACUGACACCGGCCUCUUCCAUCUACUCUUGAGGACGCAGUAUCUUGCGUAUGACUUCCUGUAGAUACAACGAUGUUGGUUUCUCGUC
Aspergillus alliaceus is the source of this 1797-nucleotide messenger RNA. RefSeq names its product CP2 transcription factor-domain-containing protein. The record is from RefSeq and is a predicted model, not a curated record. Gene Ontology annotation, biological process: regulation of transcription by RNA polymerase II. Bases 301 to 1650 code for a protein of 449 amino acids. The transcript has a single exon. Gene Ontology annotation, molecular function: RNA polymerase II cis-regulatory region sequence-specific DNA binding; DNA-binding transcription activator activity, RNA polymerase II-specific. Gene Ontology annotation, cellular component: nucleus. Lineage: Eukaryota; Fungi; Ascomycota; Eurotiomycetes; Eurotiales; Aspergillaceae.